Messenger RNA from Clarias gariepinus (North African catfish), 2407 nucleotides. RefSeq names its product adaptor related protein complex 3 subunit mu 1 (gene ap3m1). The record is from RefSeq and is a predicted model, not a curated record. NCBI's taxonomy places the organism in Eukaryota, Metazoa, Chordata, Actinopteri, Siluriformes, Clariidae. The transcript is spliced from 9 exons. Bases 247 to 1503 code for a protein of 418 amino acids. Gene Ontology annotation, cellular component: clathrin adaptor complex; cytoplasmic vesicle. Gene Ontology annotation, biological process: endocytosis; intracellular protein transport.
AAAUGUUAUAUAUAGUUUUCUAAAACUAGACAGAUUUUGUAAAUAUUGUAAGUUUCAUUUUAAAUAUAGGCUUAACUUGUGGGUUUAUGUAAGUUUUUUUUAGUUUACUCAGUAUUUUGCAAUCACUUGGAAAGCGAACUUUUGUAACAGGCAUCUCAGUAAACACGCCUCCGAGGACUCUAACUACUGCCAUAUUGCCACCGAGGACUUUUUCUUUUACUCUCUCCGAGUGAAAAAGCGCACAAUAUGAUUCACAGCUUGUUCCUGAUUAACAGUACCGGUGACAUAUUUCUGGAAAAACACUGGAAGAGUGUGAUCAGCCGCUCUGUCUGCGAUUACUUUUUUGAAGCUCGGGAGAAAGCAGGGGAACCUGAUAACGUGCCUCCUGUGAUCUGCACACCUCAUCACUACCUCAUUAAUAUCUAUCGAGAGAAAAUCUUUUUUGUCUCUGUCAUCCAGGCAGAAGUCCCCCCUCUGUUUGUUAUUGAAUUUCUUCAUCGUGUUGCUGAGACAUUUCAGGAUUAUUUCAGUGAAUGCUCAGAAGCUACGAUCAAGGACAAUGUCGUAAUCGUAUAUGAGCUGCUCGAAGAAAUGCUGGAUAAUGGCUUCCCUCUGGCCACGGAGUCCAACAUCCUGAAAGAACUUAUUAAACCUCCUAACAUUUUGCGCACUGUGGUCAACAGCAUCACAGGCAGCAGCAAUGUUGGCAAUACUCUCCCUUCUGGACAACUAUCCACUAUCCCAUGGAGGAGAGCGGCUGUAAAAUACACCAAUAACGAGGCCUAUUUUGACGUGGUGGAAGAAAUUGAUGCCAUCCUGGAUAAAUCUGGCACAACAGUGUUUGCAGAAAUCCAGGGAGUAAUUGAUGCUUGUGUGAAACUAUCAGGAAUGCCUGAUCUUACACUUUCAUUUAUGAACCCCAGGCUACUGGAUGAUGUGAGCUUCCAUCCAUGUGUCCGUUUCAAGAGAUGGGAGUCUGAGAAGGUUCUCUCCUUCAUCCCCCCUGAUGGAAACUUCCGACUUAUUUCUUAUCACGUGACUGCACAAAAUUUGGUUGCAAUCCCAGUGUAUGUGAAGCAGAAUAUAAAUUUCUUUGAGACCGGAUCCUCUGGAAGGCUGGACAUCACAGUGGGUCCAAAGCAGACCAUGGGGAAGACCAUAGAGUGUGUGGGAGUCACAAUACACAUGCCAAAAGUUGUCCUCAGUGCCAAUCUCACAGCAACUCAGGGCACUUACACCUAUGACCCAGUCACCAAGAUUUUGGUGUGGGACAUUGGUAAACUCAACCAACAAAAACUGCCAAAUUUAAAAGGAAGUCUGAGCUUACAGUUAGGCUCUCCAAAACCAGAGGAGAAUCCCAGUCUAAACAUUCAGUUCAAGAUUCAACAGCUAGCUAUUUCAGGACUGAAAGUGAAUCGACUGGACAUGUACGGAGAGAAAUACAAACCAUUUAAAGGUGUUAAAUAUAUAACCAAAGCUGGAAAGUUUCAAGUGAGAACCUGAAGCUGUCUUUAAACCUUUACAAAACAUUAUAAACAUGGCAGCAACAUGUUCCUCUAUGUGACAAAUCAUAUUUUCCAAUAAUUUCAAACUACUUCAUAUUGCCAGUGUUGUGUGUUUGGGGGGGGGGGUUCUUUACUUUGAAGAACAUUCCUUUUUUGUGCUUAAUAAUAACAACAGACGUUCACAUAUUCACACCAGAAAGAGUUCUCUUGCUCUUGCCUGCUUUAACCAGAGAGAAGCUUCAUGAAGUUGCCAAUUUGAGUUUUCAAAUUUCUGUCUGGGUGACCCAGUGAAAAAGCACGUUUUACUUGAUAUAUAUAUUUAACCAGCCUAAGUAAUAGUGGAUAUAUUUUACAUUUUUCAUUCUUGCACAUUUUAAGACACUCCAAGUGUCUUUGCCAAGCAGUUAAGAAAUAUUUAGGUGCCCUAUCAUCAGCGUAGUGCAAAAGUAUUAAGUGGUCUUUUGAAAAAGAAAAUUGAAGAGGCCUUUCUUAAAAAUUUAGCUAUGUCUUAAGUAGCUGUGCUGUUACUCAAAAACACUAUACAUCCUAAGAUUUCACACAGGAGGGAAGAGGAGUAAAGAGCAGAUGGAGUGUAUUAACUCAGAACUUGGUUCUUGUUUAAAGUGCGAAGUAUUUGUAUGAACUGCUAAUGAGCUAGUAUAAAUAGUUUGAUGCAGGUACUAUGUGAUAAAGGUGACUUUGAGGUCCUACGUUAGUAGUUAGCCGGCUUGCAGACGUGGCAGGUAUGUGAGUCUUUCAGAGUUUUUCACGUUCUGAAGGGAGAUAUCUUUUGUAAGAUUAAGAGAUAAUUAAGUUAAUUCUAUUUGACAAUAUGUAUAUAUAAACCUAAUGCCUUGACAUUUAUAAACAUUUUGGCCAAUUAUGCCCAUUGUGUGUUUUUC